Molecule: messenger RNA, 1666 nt
Organism: Pseudogymnoascus destructans
Lineage: Eukaryota; Fungi; Ascomycota; Leotiomycetes; Thelebolales; Thelebolaceae
Exons: 4
Coding region: 50-1666 (538 amino acids)
Source: RefSeq, a predicted model, not a curated record
UUUGUGAUUUUGUUUCUUCAGGAGUUGUUACCAGCGUCUCUCGUUCGUGAUGUUAGCGGCUAUUUUGUAUAUACUGUCGCUAUUUACUGUCUCUGUGCUUGCGCUUCCAGCUGAGCUAGAUGUCAACAUUGUUGAUCUGGGUUACUCUUCGUAUCAAGGGACCUCUCUCGAGAAUGGUGUAUCGCGGUGGCUCGGCAUACGAUAUGCAGCACCUCCAGUAGGAGACUUGCGAUUUAGAGCGCCCAGAGAUCCCCUUAAGACCACAACUUUACAAAAGGCAGACGCAUUUGGCGAUGUAUGCAUCUCGACGACUGCACCUCCCAAUACCCCCGGGUACUCAGAAGACUGCCUCUUUCUAGACGUGUACGCCCCUACAAACGCCAAACAAGGGGAACCACUGCCGGUUUUUAUUUAUAUCCAAGGUGGUGGUUUCAAUUCGAAUUCCAAUCCUAACUAUAGUGGCGUGGGUCUUGUCAAAGCCUCCGACAAGAAUAUUAUCGUCAUCACUUUUAAUUAUCGCGUUGGCCCCUACGGAUUUUUGGCUAGUGAUGAAAUUAGAAAAGAAGGCGAUUUUAAUGUUGGAUUGAAAGACCAGAGGAAGGUGUUUGAGUGGGUGCAAAGACAUAUUAGCAACUUUGGUGGAGCAACUAAACAUGUCACGCUCGGAGGAAGCAGUGCCGGGGCAGCAUCUAUCAACCUUCAUUUGACUGCAUAUGGCGGUCGUGAUGAUAACCUGUUCCAUGCUACGGCUGCGGAGAGUCCGUCUUUCGGAGUCCAGUUUACGGUUAAAGAGAGCCAAUACCAAUACGAUGCUCUAGUUGAACGUGCUGGUUGCAAGUCGGCGUCUGACACUUUGGCUUGUUUACGAAAGGUCUCGGAAAGAGAUUUGCAGGCUGUAAAUUUCAAUAUUCCAACACCAGGGGGGACGGACGAUCUUCCGCUCUUCAUGUACUCAAACGUUGUUGAUGGAGAUAUCACAACCGAUUUUACCUAUAAUCUUUUUGGACAAGGAAAAUUCAUCAAAGUCCCCGUAAUUUUCGGUGAUGAUACGAACGGAGGUACAAUCUUCGGCCCUAUGUCGGCCGACACCGUAGCCGCGAUGAACUACUUUCUCCGCACACAAUUCCCCCUACUUACAAAGGAGCAUCUCGCGCGCAUCGAUGAGUUCUAUCUACAGGGCAUGAAAUACCCAGGUGCUGGUCGCUACUGGCAGUCUACCUCCGACGCCUACGGCCACAUGCGAUACAUGUGUCCCGCAAUGUACCUCAGCGCCGUGUACGCCAAGAAAUCGAUCCCUAGCUGGAACUACCGCUACAACGUUGAAGACCCUGUCAGCAAAGCCAACGGCCUUGGCGUCUCGCACACGGUUGAGGUGAAUGCGAUUUUUGGGCCCGAAUAUUCGCGCGGCGUGGCGCCGGCAUCGUACUACUCGAUAAACAGAAAUGCUGUUCCCUUGAUGCAGGGAUACUGGACAAGCUUUAUCCGGACCUACGACCCGAAUGUGUUUCGGAUGGAGGGGAGCCCAAGGUGGGAACAGUGGGGCGGGGGGGAGGGGAUGAAUCGGAUUCGGCUUGAGACUAAUACUACGGCGAUGGAGGUUGUGAAUACGCACAUGCAGGCGAGGUGUGAGUUUUUCAGUAGGAUUGGCCCGUCGAUACACCAGUGA